AUGAAAACUAGUGAGAAAUUUAUAGUUCUCCACCCUUCGAUUCACAAGCCAAGCGGCGGAGGCGGUGGAUCUGCAGUUCCACCGUCUCACCGCACUUGGAUUCUGGUUUUUAUGCUUUUCUUUACUGUUACUUUCGCUUUCACUCUCAUAACCACCAGGGAAGCCGCCAGAACCUCCGCCGGCGCUACUACAACUACCAGGUCCGUGCUACCCAGGCCCAUCUUUGACGCGCUUGUGCACUAUGCUUCCACCAACACCACUUCCUUCUCCGGCCGCAUGUCUUCUGCUGAACUGAAAUACAUCGCCGCCGUCCUCCGCCGCUGUGCUGAGCCAUGCAACUUGCUUGUUUUUGGGAUCACCCAUGAAACCCUCCUCUGGAACUCACUGAACCACGAUGGUCGUACGGUUUUUAUUGAUGAAAGCUCGUACUUGGUCUCCAAGCUUGAAGAAAAGCAACCGGGAAUCGAAGCUUACGACGUGCAAUUCACCACCAAAGUAAGCGAAUUAUACGAUCUAAUCGAGCAUUACAAAGAACAAAUGAAAAACGAAUGCCGGCCGGUGCAGAAUCUGUUAUUUUCAGAUUGCAAAUUGGCGAUAAAUGAUUUGCCAAAUCACAUAUACGACGUCGCAUGGGACGUGAUUCUGAUAGACGGUCCUCGUGGAUACUUUCCGGCGGCUCCUGGGAGGAUGGCAGCGAUAUUUACUGCUGGAGUUUUGGCUCGAAGUAAAAGGGGUGGCGCCACCCAUACCCAUGUGUUUGUGCAUGAAAUUUACAGAGAAGUGGAAAAAUUGUGCAGUGAUGAAUUUCUUUGCCGGGAAAAUUUGUUGGAGACUAAAGAUUUUUUGGGCCAUUUUGUGGUGGGAAAAAUGGACGCCAAUAGCUUUGAGUUUUGUCCCAAUUCUGAUUCAUCUUCUUCUCCUAAAUCAAAUUAA
Fraxinus pennsylvanica is the source of this 933-nucleotide messenger RNA. The record is from the annotation of a GenBank genome assembly. Lineage: Eukaryota; Viridiplantae; Streptophyta; Magnoliopsida; Lamiales; Oleaceae.